AUGUCUUUUAUCAACACGUUUCACUUAUUCACUGGUUUGUUAACUUUCAUCAUGAUCAAUGGUUUUAAAAUCAACUGGGCCAAUGCAUCAGUGACCUAUUGCAAAUUUCGUGCAUUCUAUGUUCAGACAUGUAUAAUGAUAUCUUUAUCAUGCAUGUGCUUGGCGACAGUCGAUCAGUUCUUGGCAACGCAGUCUAAUGCUCUCUGGCAUCGACUCAACAACAUUAAAGUAGCUCGGUCGGUUGUCACAGGCAUAGCUGUAUGUGUAAUCACAUAUUGUAUUCCUUUACUCGUAUAUUAUGGUCAUACAACAUCAAGCAGCACAGGUCAAGCAAUUUGUGACAUUACAAAUAAUGUCUUUGCAAGUUAUCGUAUUUUUAGUACUCCUUUCCUCAUAGGUUUUAUUCCAUUGCUCAUUAUGAGUAUAUUUGGCCUGUUAGCAUACUGGAACGUUCAGCGAAUAGCCUAUCGGACAAUACCGUUAGUUCGACGUGAGUUAGACAAACAGUUAACAUCAAUGGUCCUUAUUCAAAUUUUCUACAAUGUUCUUGCUAUCACACCGGUAUUAAUCGUAGGCCUUUAUUAUUUUAUCUUAGACAAAACACUCGAUACAUGCAGUAAAACAAUAUUAAAUAUUCUCUUAAAUCUGUUAACCGUUAUUUAUUAUUUUUACUAUGUGGUGAGGUUCAUUCUAUAUCUACAUAUGUGUAUCGAAAAGAUUCCGUCAACAACUGAUCUAUGUUUUAUUUACAGUGCACGCGAAUCGUUUGUGUCAAAACAAUAA
Messenger RNA from Adineta ricciae, 783 nucleotides. NCBI's taxonomy places the organism in Eukaryota, Metazoa, Rotifera, Eurotatoria, Adinetida, Adinetidae. The record is from the annotation of a GenBank genome assembly.